GAGGAAGGGGAAGGAGAUUCGUCGCCGCCAUGAAGUACAACCCAAGGGUCUCAAGCUCCAGGCGGAAGUGCCGAAAGGCACACUUCACCGCCCCUUCUAGCGUUCGUCGGGUGCUGAUGAGCUCCCCACUCUCAUCGGACCUGAGGAACAAAUAUAGUGUCAGGUCGGUUCCUGUGAGGAAAGAUGACGAAGUACAAGUUGUAAGAGGAACCUACAAGGGCCGAGAGGGUAAGGUGGUUCAGGUCUACCGUCGCAAGUGGGUCAUUCACGUUGAGCGUAUCACUAGGGAGAAGGUUAAUGGAUCUACCGUCAACGUUGGCAUUAACCCUUCCAAGGUCGUCAUCACCAAGCUCAAGCUUGACAAGGAUCGCAAGGCCCUCCUCGAUCGUAAGGCCAAGGGCCGCGCCGCCGACAAGGCCAAAGGCAAGUUCACCGCAGAAGAUGUCGCCGCCGGUGCUGCACCCUCUCUCCAAGAGAUCGAUUAGAUCGCUUUAGCUAAUGUUUCUCUUAUUUUUGUUUCAUGUGGUUUAGGAAGUAAAGUAAUAGUUUUGAGCUACUCAAAUUUUGGAACAUUUUUGGUUAAUUACAGUUUUACCAUUGUGCGGAUUUUGAUAAUUGAUUACUAUCCUAUUGCAUUUU
This is a messenger RNA of Telopea speciosissima, 639 nucleotides long. Its product is annotated as 60S ribosomal protein L26-1-like. Gene Ontology annotation, biological process: cytoplasmic translation; ribosomal large subunit biogenesis. The coding region runs from base 30 to 485 and encodes 151 amino acids. Gene Ontology annotation, molecular function: RNA binding; structural constituent of ribosome. The record is from RefSeq and is a predicted model, not a curated record. Gene Ontology annotation, cellular component: ribosome; cytosolic large ribosomal subunit. NCBI's taxonomy places the organism in Eukaryota, Viridiplantae, Streptophyta, Magnoliopsida, Proteales, Proteaceae. The transcript has a single exon.